CGCUGUGGAACCUCUAUAGUAAAGGGUGAGCGCAAUGACGAUUAUAGUCACCGCUAAAAGGAAAUAGCAAUAUGUGAUUAUCUAAAUUAUAUCAGAAAAUAUAUUUUCAGACGCGCUCCCUCUCGUUUUUUUUUAUUAUUGUGCGAUUUUCUAUGUCUAUUCGGAGAGAAACAUGUCCUUCGAGACCAAUUCAUUUCAUCCUCACCUGGAAUUACAAUGGAAAAUGUAGGCAUGAUCAAUUAUUUUCCGGGAAUCACAAUAAAGAUCCAACGUUGGUGAAUGGACUAUUAAGACAACCGGUAAAGCUACCUUUUGAACACUUUUUAAUGAACAAAUCUGAUUACUGUUCUCCUGUUUGCAUAACUUCAAAAGCUUGAAAACGGAUUUCCACAGCCUCAUUCGACUGGAUAGAUAAACACGACUCACGCAAUUUAGGAUGGAGGUUGAUUAUUAAUUGAGUGCUAAUUUUUCUCUUCUUGUGAAAAAAAAUAUAUUUUUGACCAUAUGACACAUACCAUUUUGGUGUAAUUAUUUAAUAUUUGAAAGAGACGAGCGCAUCCGCGUAUGAACCCCAAUCUAUGGCCUUUUAUUGUGAUGCUCAAUUUAUAUUGCCAUUAUUGUGUUGGCAUCAAUCGGCAACAAUUGAUGUGCGGCAAUAUUUUUUUCCUUGUUUAAUUUCAAAGAAACAUGGUGACGGGCCUGACGACCGCAUCUAAAAAUAGAUCAUCUUAAUACCCUUUGAAUACAACCAGAGACACGCAGUGCCAAUUUAGAAUAAGUAAAUUAGAAGACAUUUGAAAAAAGCAAAGAACUGAAAGAACCUCAAACCUGGAUUAUGUCAUCAUGACUGUCUCGGCCAGGUGGAACAACUAGGGGGAUGUUCUCCCCUGCUUUUGAUCCAGAGGCUGUUUGCUAAUUACAACAGACUUUCUACAUCCCUUUUUUCUUUUUGGGGGUGAUUUUGGACCUUCAUUUGUACUGACUGUUUCUUUCUUCCCUGUUUUGUUUCAAGCGAGACCAAAACCAGUGCCAUACAAACUGUGCAAAAUAACAACAACGACGAAACUAUCAAAAAGUCAAAUGUAUCAUUCAUAUCUUAUAUUUCAGUUAGUGUCAUCUUGAGUUCACACAGCGUUCACAUUCAAUAUCAAAAUAGUCAUUUUGAAUUAGUCUCCCUAACACAUAAAAUACAAAUUUCAGAUCCCUAUUAUAUCAAAAUAGCAUUGAAGCUCAAAGCAUACAUAAACUCAUAACAUUCUAUCAAUAAAAAAGUAGUUAAAACCACAUUGUGGAGAGUUAGCCUAAUGCCUGUAGAGAGGUGUUAAACGUACAUUCAUUGUCCUUCGUCAGUGUUAAAAAAAAUAUUUCAGAUUUGUAUGAAUAGUGCAUUAUUGGUUCAUUAUACUAAUCAUUAAUGGUGGCCUGUAUUUGUUUGUAGUGCAUUAGCUGGAGCAUGGUAAGCAGUGACAACUCACAAACUUGCUCAGGCUCUGACAGCUCGGCCCCAGAUCGAUCAAUCGAACUAGGCUUUGACUGACUGAAGGGCAAGACAAUUCACAUAUAACGUGAUAAAUUGACCUUGCUGCUAUUCUGUCGCUACUUUGCUUAUCUCCCUCAAUGUCUACCUCAAUUUUUUUAUUUUUCUCUGUCAGAAUCUCUCCAGCAUUCUCCCAUACAGCACAUGUAGGCACGCCACAUUUAACAAUCUGAAAAGCCCCCCGUUUCCUUUUAACCCGAAUGAUAUUCAAACCUUUGUGUUCUUAUUUUUUUCCUCUCAAAACAUGCAACACAGCCCCUCAGCGUAUUGCUGUUGUCUGUCAAAGGAGAUACACUUUAACACUUAAGCCAUAUUACACCAGUCAUACUAUGACCAAACAUUUAGAACUAUCAUCUCACUAUGUUUAAGAUUUCUUUGCAUCGACACCAUCUCAUAUAGUGACUUUCAAAUAUAGCUUAUAUGAUACUAGGAUACCAUUUACUACAUUUUUCAUAAGGAAAUAGCCUAUAAAGCUAUUUAUAUUAGAUUGUUCUACCUUUCUCUUUUAGGUCACAAUUACCAUGUAUCUGUAGUCAUCAGCCCAGGUUAGAUUAGGCUGGAAAGUGACCAUAUCGUUGUGUACAUUUUCUCCACAUAUUCUGCAUUGAACGAAUGAAUCCAGACAUUUUCAUGUCUGUUCUGUGGGCGGAGCCGCGCUGUCCUGCCAGAACCGGGCCCAAGCCCACCUUCGUUCUAUUCUGUUGGGCAGAGUUAAACUCAGAGCAGAGACACUCACGCAAGGGGAUCAAACACACAUAGAUCCUUAGCCUCCUUUCGUCACUCCACCUCCCAUCACCAGUCCUAAUUCACCAAAACAUUUUGUACUAUCUCCGGCUGCCUUUAUUCAUUUUGUCCAUCAUUCCCUGUGUUAUAUCUUAGUUUUUCCUUUCUCACUAAGUUAGGUGUAAAUUGUGUGGUCCCAGUCUGUCUCAACUAUAUAUGCUGCUUGGUACAUUUCUGCAGUACCCACUUUCACCGGACCUUGUGACAAGCUUUUGUGAUUGGUCCUUGUCUCCUAGUGCAAACCCUGUAGGCUUUCAACCACUGUAUUUGAGUCAGAAUUUAGAAUCCCAAAUCUCUCUGAAUAAUAUUUCCUCAAUUGACCACCCCACCUCUAUUUCCUUUCUCUCAAUAUUCAAAUAGUUUAUUUGUGAACAAAUAGAAAGUUCAGUGCAGAAGAAAGGACACUAUCAAGCUAAUACUGAUAAUAAACAGUGCCAAAUCUGUUCUAGCACGUUUAUUGACAUGAUGAAUUAGAGACACCUAAAGCUGCCAACACAAUUGUUUACAAUUCAAACAAAGUUUUACGUAAAGGUUUGCAGGUCAAAUACCUACAACAGAAAACUGAAGUGCCAAUUCCAAGUGAUAAUACAAUUAAGCAUAGGUACUCAAAUAAAGAAAAUGAAGUUUACAUACAACGCUUAAUGUUUACAGACUACACCUGCCCUUCAAAGAGGAUUUGCUAGCUACAUUAUUCAUAACUUUGUGCCAUAGUUCAAAAGACUCCGAAGGGUUCGAAACGUUUACACAUUGAUUUUGUUUACAAGAUAAUGCUGCCUAUCAUAAAGAAAGACAACCCAUACUUGCCAUUUUAGUGAGUUCUGCACAGUAGAGACCACAAAAUUAUCAUUACUCUUACCAUUCCAUAAAAUAACACUUUAUUGAUUGGUGUUUACAAUAUAUACAUUUUCCAGCAUCCUUAUCAUCUGUUUUGUUUUUGUGUGCUAAGUUGAAGUUGUCGAGACAAACUUAAAAUAGUCCUUUCACAAGUAUAGCCAUAAUAUAGGCCAGUACAUGCUAAGGCCUAAAACAUAGAAAUAUAGAAAACCUCAAUGUUUACAUAAGCUGCUUACGAACGGGAAUGGAUUUGUAUUGAGAGCUUGAGAGAUAUGUUUACAUAAAUACAUACAAGUUACAUGCCACACAUAUUGCUUGAACAAACAAAAAAAUCACUCAUAAACAAAGUAAAAACAUCCACACUAGUUCUGUACAUGGAAGCACUAACAAAGGAUUAGUUCACCGUAUUCAAGUUGAAACCUUGAGUAGAAGCUUUUUAUAUUUUUACGCUUACACGUAAGUGAAAUUCAAAGAAGAUAGAACACUAUCCCUCUUGGAAGAGGACCUUGAUAUUUGAACACCCGGCAGGCCUUUAAUUUUUUUUACAUUGUCUCAGAAACGCUGAAAAAUGAGGCCUAGAACCUACAGAAGGAUGUUCAGCAACUCCCUCAUAUUUGUCCUUGUGUCCGGCCUCGUCCUUUCCGCCGUGACCAUCACCACAGAGCGCCACUUAUCCAAUGGCGGCCCCAGCGGCACCACUCUGUUCCUCCUCACCGGCUUUGGGAACAAACCAAUGCCACUGCCUCCGGGGGGGCCGAAGGUGGCGCCUAAAGCGGCUGAAAUGGAGGACGCUCAGGACAGUGAGCCGAAAGAACCCGAAAUGCUCCCCAAGCCCCUCCCCCAGAUCAAGCUCCCUCAGAACAUGACGGCAGCUGACGCCCUCAAACCCCCUCUGGGUGCCGCCCAGGUGGCUCCACCCCCCCGGCGCCUUGUGGAUGUGGACAUGUGCCGGGCCUACUACGACGUCAUGGGCCAGUUAGACAGCACUUUCAACUGCUCCAAGGGCACCUACAUCUACUGCUGCGGCACCUGCCACUACCGCUACUGUUGUGAUCACCAGCGUAGCCGCCUGGACCAGGAGUCGUGCAACAACUACAACUCGCCUGGGUGGCUCGACACACCGCAGCCGAACCCCCCGCCCUCGGGGAACCGGGGUGAUCCAGACUCAGAGCAGCUACAGCAGCAGAGCAACAGCACGGCGUACGUGAUCGGAGGGGUGAUCUCCUUCACCCUAGUGGUGGCAGUGGGCAUCAAGGUGGCCUUCCACAAGAUAUCCCGACGACCCCGGAACAGAGACAUCAACAUGCCCAGAGCCCUGGUGGACAUCCUACGCAGCCAGGCCAGCCCAGUCCAACAGGGGGAGAGGAACAACAGCACCGUCCUGACCACCGCCACCACAGGCGGCAGCCUCGGUCGUCCCCCCAAGAACCUCUACACCCCGGUGCUCCAGAGCAAAGACAACCGCAUUGGCAACUUGCACCACAAUUUUAUCCAGGUGUCUGGUUCCAGCCCCAAACACUCGGCUACUAAGGAGCGCGUGCCCCGCAUGAACAACACCCAGCUGGCCUCCACGGGGACCCUCCUCACCAGCAAGCACAACAACAGCUCCGGCCUGUACCCGCACCCCCCUUUCUCGCACUCCUUCCACAAUCUGGCCCAGCUUCCCCCCUCCUAUGAGGCGGCCAUGAAACCUGAGAUCAACCGCUACAGCUCCCUGAAGAGGCUCGAGAAAGAUCUGGAUGAAUACUCUGGCUACUACUCAUCGAAGCGACGACCUAACAACGCCCCUCUGUCUUUCCACUCCUCCCAGCACCACCUCCACUGGGGCGGUGACUACACUCUCGGAGCCAGGGGCACCCCAUCCCUCCACUCCUCCCGGCCAUGUAUCCAUGUGCCCACAUCCACCCCCAACCCAUACCCUCUGCCAGCCCAGUCGUCGGGGUACCAGACUGCCUUCGACAAGCCCCCACGGAGGGUCAUGUCCCAGGACCAGCUCCUGGCGCUCAGUGAGGGCAACACCCUCUCCAGACUCUCCAAGAACCAGCAGCACCAGUACUACAAGGGUAUGACCACCAGCAAGAGCUCCACCUCACAGAUGCUUCGCAAGUCCCACGAGAGACUCCUAGUCUCGCCCGACUGUCUGGAGGAGAGGAUAGGGGGCAUGGGCAUGCCAGGGGUGGGCAGUGUGGUAGGUAUGAGCAGGAUGGGGGGCAUGGGUGACUUUGGGGGGAUGGGGGUCCAGACAAUGGGACACCUCAGCCACAAGGCCCAAUCACAGCAGAACGUCUGCAUCACACCCUCGCUGGACCGUCAUCACAUGAUCAAGAUGAACUCCCACCCCACAUCGGGCCACGAGCUGGAGAGGAGUGUGGCGGGCCACCCGGUAGAAAACUGGGGGGACCCUCAUGGGCACGGACCAGGGGCCGGGGUAGGGCCAGGGAGCGGGGCGGGGACCAUCGGGGGCCACAACGCGCGGAGGAUGGCAUUCACCACCAAGAGGCAGAACACCAUCGAACAGCUCCAAUAUAUCCCUGGGGGCGGAGGAGGGGGCCAGACAUUGAGGACGGCUAGUAAGAACGAGGUGACUGUGUGAGAGAGUAAAGCCGACGGAGAAGGAGAGAUGAAGGUCGUGUUGAGAAUGUUCAAGCUGAAAGUGUUCACACAGAAAGAAAAGGGAGAGGAAGGAAAGGUCAAUUGGGGCAAGAAAGAUGAAUAGAAGGAGAAACGAGAGAGACAUGGGCAAGCUGAUGAGAGAGGAGGAUAUGACGAAGAUGCUACGUCCCAACAAGAAUGAAAGACGUGAGAGAAGAGUGGAUGCCAUUGUUACCUGUUGCCAGGAAACACAGAAAAGGGCAAUGAUAGAAAGAAACCAUUGAGAAAAUUGAAUUAUUAGAGGGAAUUUUGAAUGAAGCCUAUUGAUUUGAUUCAUGUUAUUGUGAGUCUUGGAAAAGAGAAUAUUCAGCCAUAUUGUUGAGGAGGGAGAAAGAAAAAGGGGCCAUGUAUAGAGCAAAAAAUGAAUAAUUUCAAGAAGUUUUUCGUGCAAUUGAAACAUUAUCCUAGGACAUGAUGACUUUUACUAGUGGAUUAAUUGAAUAAAUGGUUAUUGAGUUUCUUGUUGUGAAGCAUCUAGCUGCUCUGACAGAGAGAACAAACCUGUCUUUGAAUCUGAACAGACACUGAGAUGUCAAUGGAAUGCCGAACAAUGUGAUGGUGGUUUGACUUUUGUAAAAAAUACGAGACUGUAAAUUGUUGUUUUUUGGAAAGGAAUAAAGCCCUGUUAGACAGUAUGUAUAUUCUGGGGGGGGGGGGGGU
Coregonus clupeaformis (lake whitefish) is the source of this 6466-nucleotide messenger RNA. RefSeq names its product protein shisa-7. Gene Ontology annotation, cellular component: dendritic spine membrane; postsynaptic membrane; AMPA glutamate receptor complex. The transcript is spliced from 6 exons. Bases 3723 to 5747 code for a protein of 674 amino acids. Gene Ontology annotation, biological process: regulation of short-term neuronal synaptic plasticity; regulation of AMPA receptor activity. The record is from RefSeq and is a predicted model, not a curated record. Lineage: Eukaryota; Metazoa; Chordata; Actinopteri; Salmoniformes; Salmonidae.